Mya arenaria is the source of this 3368-nucleotide messenger RNA. Its product is annotated as serine hydroxymethyltransferase, mitochondrial-like. The record is from RefSeq and is a predicted model, not a curated record. Gene Ontology annotation, cellular component: cytosol; nucleus; cytoplasm. Gene Ontology annotation, molecular function: cobalt ion binding; glycine hydroxymethyltransferase activity; mRNA 5'-UTR binding. The coding region runs from base 95 to 1549 and encodes 484 amino acids. Gene Ontology annotation, biological process: folic acid metabolic process; protein homotetramerization; tetrahydrofolate interconversion. The transcript has 12 exons. NCBI's taxonomy places the organism in Eukaryota, Metazoa, Mollusca, Bivalvia, Myida, Myidae.
CUUUUCUUUGCAAGGAAUGGACGAACGUUAAGUUGUUGGUUCCCGCGACCUUUUCGUUGUUGUCGAAAAUUUCCACAAACUCAAGCCUCCAAACAUGUCCAGCAAUAAACUGCUUCAGGUCUUGCGAUUGGCACCUUCGUCAAGGUUGGCAGUCCGCUCGCUUUGGACUGGGAAGUCACCUCUCUCGGAAUCGGACCCUGAGUUGUAUGGCAUCAUCAAAAAUGAGAAAAAGCGGCAGGUUGAAGGACUCGAGUUGAUUGCCUCGGAGAACUUUGCCAGUCAGGCUGUGAUGGAGGCUCUAGGAUCAUGCUUGACCAACAAGUAUUCCGAGGGAUAUCCGGGCGCAAGAUACUACGGAGGCAACGAGUUUAUUGACCAAGUGGAGAGAUUGUGUCAGCAGCGUUCCCUCGAAGCGUAUCGUCUUGACCCUGCAAAGUGGGGCGUGAACGUCCAGCCAUACUCUGGCUCUCCCGCAAAUUUUGAGGUGUUUACUGGCAUCUUGAAGCCUCAUGAUAGGAUCAUGGGACUGGACCUUCCUGAUGGCGGACAUUUGACCCAUGGGUUCCAGACAGAUGCUAAGAGGAUCUCUGCCACUUCAAUAUUCUUCGAGUCCAUGCCAUAUAGACUGGACCCAAAGACUGGGUAUAUAGACUAUGACAAGAUGCACGAGACUGCGAAGCUAUUCCGUCCAAAGUGCCUCAUUGCUGGCACAACAGCUUAUUCCCGACUUCUGGACUACAAAAGAUAUAGACAGAUCUGUGAUGAUGUUGGUGCUGUGAUGCUGGCGGACAUGGCUCAUAUAUCAGGGCUUGUGGCAGCGGGCAUUAUACCCUCGCCAUUUGAAUAUGCUGACAUCGUCACUUCCACCACCCAUAAAACGCUCAGGGGACCCAGGGCUGGUGUAAUCUUCUAUCGCAAGGGCGUCAAGGGGCAAGACAAGAAGGGAAAUGACAUCAUGUAUGACCUUGAGAAGAAGAUCAAUGGGGCUGUGUUUCCAUCCCUCCAGGGCGGGCCUCACCAACACCAGAUUGCUGCCAUAGCGACAGCCAUGUUGCAGGCCCAGUCUCCGGAGUUUAAGGAGUACCAAUUACAGGUAGUUGCCAACGCAAAGCUUAUGGCAGAGGAGCUGGUUAAGAAGGGAUACCACGUCAUCUCAGGGGGCACGGACAAUCACCUGAUUCUGAUGGAUCUCAAACCUAACGGCACAGACGGAACCCGGGUUGAGCGCGUCUUGGAGCUGGCCUCCAUUUCAGUGAACAAGAAUACAACUCCUGGAGAUAAAAGUGCCUUCACCCCCGGCGGUCUCAGGAUUGGUACUCCAGCGAUGACGUCUCGAGGUUUCAAGGAGGCUGAGUUCAAGCAAGUGGUUGACUUUCUGGACGAGGGUGUCAAGAUCAGCGCAGACAUGCACCAGAAAACAAAAACUGUUAAGGCCUUCAAGGAGUACGUGGUCCAGGACAAUGCGGACACUGCGAAGGUGCACAGUCUACGAGAACGCGUUGAAAAGUUUGCAUCGUCAUUCAGCAUGCCUGGGCUUGAGGACCGAUAAUCUGUGAUUACUCAGGGAGCUUAUUUAGGGGUUAAAAGAAAGAAGGGUGCUAAGCAUUAGUAAACAAAUAAAUUAUUUGAAAUUAUUGUUUUUCUUUCACCUGUUUACUGGUGCACAUGGCCAAAUUGCUUUCUCUACCUAGAUUUUAAGUUUUCUAAACAUGAUUUAGUGGGAAAAAAAUUAUUAUAUCAAUUAGCUGUCCGAAUAAGGGCGUUUAUAGUUGUUAUUUUUCUGUUAUUUACAAAUAGGUGUAAUUAGAGAAAUAAUUGGUAUUUUUAUUGAUCAAAGCAAUAUUUUUAGGGUUAUAAUUGAGCAUAUAUUUGUCAACAACUGUAAUAUGGAGGCCUGUUUUGCAGUAUUUUUCUUUUCCUCACCAUUUUUGGAGUGGGGUUGGGAACUUUUUGCUUGGGAAAAAUGCGUUAGUUUUUACUUAAAUUGGAAUUCCAAUUUUGCCUAGAAAUGAACAAAAAUGUCUUAAAAUACAGGCAGAAAAUGUUAUAAGUUUCUUAAUGAAAUGACCUUCUCUUUCAAACAAAACGAACAGUUUGGGGUCCAUUUUUUGGGAAUUUUAUUUUCUUGGGUGGGAAAAAAAUGUUCGUUUUAGCAUUGAGAAAGGGACCAACUUUCAGCCCAAACUUGGUCAGAAAAAAACACCAAAUUAUUAUAUGUUAUAAUAUAUUUUUGGUACCAAAUGGCAAUAUUCUUCUUGUCCUGAAAAUAAUUCAUUCAUGGGACUUAUGGUCCCUUGGAAAAAAAAAUGAAUGAAAUAUUUUUAUGAUUUUUGCUCAAGAAUUUGAAUGUGUCAACUUUAGCAUUUGCCUUCAAGAGUUUUAGCAUUCCUUAAAACCUUAAAAUCUUAUGAUUUUUUAAAAAGUGUACACAGAUUUUUAAGAAUUCAUUCCUGUCAAAAUACCUCGAGCAAACAGUUACAGACAGAUUAUUUAUUUAUUAAUCUUAUGAUAAUUUUGAAAAGGUAAAAUUAUCCUUGUUGAAAACAACAAAAUGCUACCAUAAAUAAAAUAUUUAUUUUUUUAUUCGUUCUUAUAUAUUAAUAGUGCAAAUUGAUGAAUCUCAAGUAAAGACAAGGAUAAUAUCUCAGUUUUAAAUAUUUUCACAGCUCUGUGUUGGCACGGACAUACAAACCAUGGAUUGGAAGCUUUCAUAUCUAUAUAUAGAUUAUUUUGAAUGUUCGCAAGCAGCGGUAUUUCAUCCGACAUCAUAUUCACGAUAGUAUUUUAAGAAGAAAAUUGCUUUAUAAUUACAGAGCGGGUGCUUUUUAUUCUCAGUAAACUAUAUUGUUUUGCUGUUAUCGGGCAGUUUGUAUGUCCCUGUCUUUGCAUAAAAAAUAUUGCGCCUGUUAAAACAUUUCUUAAUUUUUAAAUAAUUAAAAUUUAAAUUAGUAAAUAACGUUUAGAAAGAACACAAAGAUUAAUUACGAUUUACACGGAUAUAUAAAUGGUUUGAAUGUACAUGCUAAUUAUCAGAAGAGCUAAAAGACAGCCGGAUUAUUCCUGGUUGAAAAACUGGCAGAAUUUCUGCAUACUUGCCAAGCCCGCAAUAAGAAUCGUGGGUGUAUUAACUCUCAUGAUUUCACCGAUAUCAGGCAGUUUUCCAAUCCAUGGUUUAUGCGUUCGUGGUUAUUAAUUACUGGAACUAGAUGGACUUGUUUUAUACCACAUGUUCUCUGUAUUGUGAAUGUAACAUUUUAUCACAUGUAGAAAAUACAUGUAUGUAUUUGCUGUUAAGAUCUGUUGUUCUUUAUAUCAGAUAUUGCUGUGAUACUCGUUGUGGUGAAUAAAGCAAUUUUUUGUGAAAUGUA